AUGAAUGAAGUGGUGCAAAAGGAGGUGCUGCAGUUGUGGCAAGUCGGGGUGAUUUACCCAAUCUCAGACAGCCCUUGGGUAAGCCCUGUGCAAGUAGUUCCCAAGAAAGGAAGGAUCAUUGUUGUGCCAAAUGAGAAGAAUGAAUUAAUACCAACAAGAAUAAUGACUGGCUGGCACAUAUGCAUUGAUUAUAGGAAGCUCAAUGAGGCUACCAGGAAGGACCGCUUCCCCCUACCUUUCAUGGACCAGAUGCUAGAAAGACUUGUAGGACAUGAAUAUUAUUGCUUCUUGGACGGCUAUUCUGGUUACAACCAAAUAGUUGUAGACCCCAAGGACCAGGAGAAAACUUCAUUUACUUGGCCCUAUGCCCUCAAAUAUUUGCUGAUCAAGCAGGAUUCCAAGCCUAGGUUGAUAAGAUGGGUCUUGCUACUUCAAGAGUUUAACAUAAAGAUAAAAGAUAGAAGUAGGGCAGAGAACAAGUUGAUGAUGAUUCAAGAAAGCCCUUGGUUUGCUGAUAUAGCCAACUUCAAGGCUAUUGGGGAGUUGCCCACCAACAUUAACAAGUACAUGAGGAAGAAGCUACUCAAUGAUGCUAAACACUACAUCUGGGAUGAGCCAUACUUGUUUAAAAAGGGUGUUGAUGGAAUUUUGAGGAGGUGUAUUUCACAAGAGGAAGGGCAAGAAGUGUUGUGA
Messenger RNA from Arachis duranensis, 693 nucleotides. RefSeq lists its product as uncharacterized. The transcript is spliced from 3 exons. Bases 1 to 693 code for a protein of 230 amino acids. Lineage: Eukaryota; Viridiplantae; Streptophyta; Magnoliopsida; Fabales; Fabaceae. The record is from RefSeq and is a predicted model, not a curated record.